AUGGGUUGCGGACCAUCUGAAACAGUGGCCGCUACUCAUCCUACAGUAUCUCCACCAAUUAUCAAUGGUCAAUCAAAGCAAGCAUCUGAUGAGUCAUUGAAAAAUGAUCUGAAUCAAAGAAGAACAAGUACAACUUCUCAUACUAGCAAAAGGAUUAGAAUAAAUUCUGCUGCAUCAAUCCACAGUACGACAAAGAGAGUAACAAGUGCUUCAUCGAAAACGACUACAACAGACCUAAAAUCGUCCACUGUAGGAAAACAGUCUCGUACGCCAUCAUUGACAUUGUAUGAUGAUGCCAACUAUGACUUGGUAAUUAUUUGGGUGGACCCUCAUAUUAUUGAUAGUGAGAAAACCUAUGUGAACUCACUCACUAAAUUCCGACGCAUUACUGAUGCAGUUUUCACAUUCAAUGAAUUUGAUCAAUGUAUUCAUUUUCUUGAUCAUAUCUAUGAGAAGACAGCAUUUCUUAUUGUUUCGGAUUCAAUUGUCGAACAAUUCUUACCACUUGUUAUCGGUAAACCACACCUAGACUUUAUCUAUAUACUAAAUCAAACAAAACGGAAAAUAGAAUUGGUUAAUGCCUGGAAAAAAAAGGUGAAAGGACUUUUCGAUGAUAUUGAAGAGAUAUUCAAGGCGAUUACGGCUGAUAGUAAUCACAUAGAUAGUUGGAUUCCCAUGAGUAUUCUACCAAAGAACGAUAUAAAGAAGAAUGAAAAUGAAGCCAAUGAACUGAAUUCGUCGUUCAUGUACAUGUGCUUGUUGACAGAAAUUCUUCUCAAAAUGCAGUAUGAUUACAAAGUGAGGAAUACACUAUCCGAAUUUUGUCGUGGUCGGUAUCUCGAUAAUGAAGAAGAAUUAAAUUUAAUCAAUGAAUUUGAGCAAAACCACAAAAGCCAAUCAGCUGUUUAUUGGUAUACUAGAGAUUGCUUUCUAUAUAAGACGAUGAAUUUUGCACUGAGAACACAAGAUAUGGAGAUCAUUAUGAAAAUGGGAUUUUUUAUUCGUGAUCUUCAUGAACAACUUGCAACCAUGUAUAAAAAACAAGUGGAUCAACAAAAAGUAUUGGUCUUUCGUGGUCAAGGUAUUUUAUUAAAUGAAUUCGACAAGAUAAGAAAAAAUAUAGGCGGUCUGAUAUCAUUCAACGUUUUCUUGUCAACCAGUACUAAUAUCGAAAUAUCAUUAAAUUUCGCCAAGGGUGCAGAAAAUGAUCCAAAACUUGUUCCAGUGCUCUUUAGAAUGCACAUUGACCCAACGAAAUCAUCGGUUCCGUUUGCUGACGUAACAAAAUGCAGUUCUUUUAGCUAUGAGAAAGAAACUCUUUUCUCUAUGCAUACAAUAUUUCGUAUUGUGGAUGUGCGACGUAAUGAAGGACAAUAUUGGAACAUUAUUCUAAGUUUAACGAGCGACACUGAUCCCGAACUAAUGAAAUUGACUGACCAUUUAAGACAAGAGAUUGGAGGCGGAAGUCAUUUGCAACAACUAGGAAACUUGAUGCUAAAAAUGGGUAAGUUCGAUCGAGCUAAAUAUAUGUUCACGACGGAACGCAAUAUCACCAACGAAGGAACUUGGUUUGAACAAAUUCGUUUCAACCAUCAGCUCGGAUAUAUCUUUCGUGAAAAUGGUGAAUUUGUAAAAGCAUUAUCAUACUAUGAAAAAGCGCUCGACAUACAAAAGGCUAAUCUUCCUAAAAAUCAUUCAUCACUGGCUCCUAUCUACAAUAAUAUUGCGAGCGUGUGUUAUUCAAUAGGGGACUUUUCACGAGCACUGUCUUUUUACAAAACAGCACUUGAUAUCGAACUGAAAUCACUUCCAUCUGAUCAUCGUAAUUUAUCGAAUACUUACAAUAAUCUGGGAUCAGUUCAUUGUUCAAUAGGUGAUUAUUCGAUUGCACUUCAGUUCUUCACAAAAACACUUGGAAUUCGACAAAAAACUCUCCCGGACAAUCAUCCAGAUAUGGCUAGUAUCUACAAUAAUAUUGGAUCAGUCUAUAAUUCACUGGGCGAGUAUACCAAAGCGCUUGCACACUAUCAGAAAGCUAUUGAUAUUCAAGAAAAAACGCUUCUCUCUACACACAUCGAUCUAGCAACGAGUUACAGCAACAUUGGUAUCACAUAUAAUGCAAUGGGAGAUCAUGAAAAGGCGCUUGAAUCUCAUAAAAAAGCUCUUGAAAUCAGAACCAAAUCGCUUCUUUCGCAUCAUCCAGAUAUAGCUUUAAGUUAUAACAAUAUUGGCUCAGUAGAAAUAGACAUGGGUCAUUACACGACGGCGCUAUGGUAUUUAGAAAAAGCGCUCGAAGUUCGCGAUAACUGUGAUGCAGGAUAUCAUGUUGGUUUUGCUAAUGUUUAUGACAACAUUGGUCGAGUUUACCAGUCUAUGGAUGAUAAAUUAAAAGCACAAUCAAAUUUUCAAACUGCACUAGAGAUUCGUAAACAUUCUCUGGAUGAAAAUCAUCCCGACAUAGCCAACAGUUAUAAUAAUCUUGGUGCUAUUUACAACUUAAUGGAAGAAAAACAGAAAGCAAUCGAAUACUGUGAGAAAGCUCUUGUGAUUCAAAAGCAAUCUCUAUCAGAAAAUCAUCCAAGUUUAGCAAACACUUACAACAACAUUGGUUUGAUUUAUCACUCAAUGAAAGACAACACAAAAGCACUUACUUUUUGUCAGCAAGCUCUUGCUCUUCAGCUUAAAUCAUUACCAGAAGGUCAUCCAUCUAUUGCUACAACUUAUAAUAACAUCGGUUUAAUUCAUAAUUCAAUGAAAGAUUAUCCAACUGCAUUAUCCAUGUAUGAAAAAGUUUUGUCUAUUCAGCAAAAUGCAAUGCCAGUAAAAGAACAAUCGUUGGGAAUAACAUAUUAUAAUAUAGGGUCUACAUAUUCGUUGAUGGAAAAUUGUGCACAAGCUAUUAGUUUUUUCGAGAGGGCAUUAACGAUACAGCAGAAAGCAUCGCCACCAAAUUAUAAGGAUUUGGUCAAUACGUAUAACAUUAUUGGCCGUAUGUAUAAUGAAAUGAAUGACUAUGAAAAGGCGAUUUCGUUCUAUGAAAGAUCGAUCACUAUUUGUGAAGAUCAUUUUGCUAAUGAUGAACAAUUAUUAGCAACCACUUAUCAUAAUAUAGCUCUCACAUACCACGCCACGAAUGAUCUGUUAAAAGCGUUGCCCUUUUAUCAACAGACACUCUCAAUUUGUAUGAAAAAUCCUUCUGUAACUGAUUUAUCAUUGGCUCACAUAUAUAGCAGUAUUGGAACAAUAUAUGAUUCGAAGGAAGAUUAUGAGCAAGCUAUUAGUUAUUAUCAAAAAUCGAUCGAACUUGAAGAAAAUGAAAAUCCGAAAAAUGAUUUAUUUUUAUCAACUAUCUAUAGUAAUAUUGCAGCUGCUUAUAAAUCCUUGGAAGACAAUCCAAAUGCCCUUGCCUAUUAUGAAAAAGCACUUACGAGUCAAGAAAGAAGUUCGGCUACUGACCAUUCAUCUUUAACAUCUAUCUAUAAAAACAUGGCAUCUAUCUACAAAUCGAUGGGAAAUUAUUCAGAUGCUGUCACUUUUUAUCGAAAGGCAAUUGGAAUGGAAGAGAAAGAACUUGCUUCAUAUUCAGAUGAGGCUACCUUGAGUAAUACAUACAGUCAUAUUGCAACCGUGUAUAGCUCUAUGGGUGACAAAGAAAAUGCUCUUCUAUGCUAUCAAAAAGUAUCAGCCAUCAAGGAAAAGUUAAUGUCACCUAAUGAUCCAUCAUUACUUCCAAUUUACACUAAUAUUGCCUCGCUUUAUCUAUCUACAGAACGGAAAUCAGAUGCCGCUAAAUAUUUCGAGAAAUCACUCCGGAUUCAAGAAACAUUACCAUCGCCAGAUUACUCGUUGACGCAUGCUCUUCGUAUCAAAACAGCUCAGAUUUACGAAAGUUUUAAAAAUUAUGGUGCAGCUCUCCAACAUGCCGAGAGCUACGUUAGUGAAGCUAGUUCAGUUUUGGGUUCUGAUCAUCAAACUGUAAAAGCUACUCAAGAUUACAUUGAAAGUCUUCGUCGUGUGACUACGUGA
Messenger RNA from Rotaria socialis, 4026 nucleotides. NCBI's taxonomy places the organism in Eukaryota, Metazoa, Rotifera, Eurotatoria, Philodinida, Philodinidae. The record is from the annotation of a GenBank genome assembly.